Molecule: messenger RNA, 2184 nt
Organism: Morone saxatilis (striped sea-bass)
Lineage: Eukaryota; Metazoa; Chordata; Actinopteri; Moronidae
Gene: adam15
Product: ADAM metallopeptidase domain 15
Biological process (GO): innate immune response; proteolysis; integrin-mediated signaling pathway
Molecular function (GO): integrin binding; metalloendopeptidase activity
Source: RefSeq, a predicted model, not a curated record
CAGACGACCUCCUCUUCCUCCACUUCGACCCACAAACCCUCAGAAAGUCGACUCGUCUCCGCUUUAACCCCAGUGCAUGAUGGGAGUCGGUGUGCAGAGAGACGAUGAAGAUGAUGAUGACUUUAUUAUCCAGUUUGCACUUAGUCAUCGGAUUUCUCUCUCAACCCUCUCAGAACCUGUAAAUAAUGUUAAUGUAAGUCCAGUGCCUUGCUCAGCAGCGCCGCGGCAGUGACAACCUUCCACUGCUGGAGAUGAUGUCCCAUUAAAGUGUCUAUAGCGCCCCCUGGAGCCAGCGGGGGGUUCAGUGCCUUGCUCGAGGUGGUCCAGGACUGCAGGACCCUGAGGAAGUUCCUCUGGAAGUUUGACAUAUUUUUUACGUUUCAAACUUUUUUUUUUAGCAAAACCCGAAUGUAGAAGGAUUCUGUUCACUGCAGUUCAGACAGACCGACUCAGUAUUUAUUAAACUGGACUCAUGAGACUGGAAGACCAACAAUCUGGGAUUUAAAAAAGACUUGUCCCCGAAGGAUUAAGGAUUCAUUCACAAUGUGUUCGGGAUAAAAAAUCAAAAGAUUUUGAGAAUGAAGUUCAGAAGAAAGUUGUAAUAUUUGAAGAGUCCAAAUAUUAGAAAGUUACUUUACAACUUUAUUCUGAAAACAUAAAAGAAAUUCCGACUAGUUCUACAACUAAAGAUUAUUUUCAUUAUUGAUUCAUCUGCAGAUUAUUUUCAGGAUUAUUUGUUUGGUCUAUAACGUGUCCAAGGUGAAGUCUGUAAAUGUUUUGUCAGAUAUUCAGAAAGAAAUAUUUCAGAGGCAAAUCCCCACGAAACAGGAAGCAGAGUUCUGUGUGCUUCCUCAUAUUUACUGUUUCCUGUAAAAAGUUAGGGAGGAACUUGUCGUGGAUACUGAUUGGUGUUUACAGCAGCCAACAGCAGCUAGCACUAUGAGCUAGCGUCAGCGUCUGCCUUCCAUUGAACACAGCCGGACCCGGGACCGAACACCAUCUUUGAGACCAACAGGGAAUCCAGUACUGAUUUGGGUUUGGCUGUGUCAGUUAGCUUAGCUGCUCGGCUGACUGAGCUAACAGUUAGCAGUUAGCUACUGAUCAAUCUUUCUAUAAGGAAACUCUGUAAAUGACUUCGGUACUGUAACGUUAUUCCGUCGGUCCCGGAGGAUGUGUUCGACUCUAAAAUACCGACCUGAAAAUACCUGAAACAGGACUUCCUGUCAGUGUUGGACAGAUACACUGAAAUAUCAAUUCUGACUUCAUGGGGACUUUAACUGAUUAUCAGAAUAGUUAUUACAUAUUAUUUUAUACAAUUAUUUUUCUGUUGAUUGAUUAAUGGCUGCAGCUCUGACUUUUGUCUCCAAAUAUGAAAACUUUAUUUUUGAAAUGUUACAUUUUAUCCAAAUAUUCUGACCUUUGUAUUCAUAUUUCCUGUAUUUAUUCUUCAAAUCUGAGAGUUUUUCUGCUGUUGGAUCUUAUUUUAACGUUUGUGGACGGUAGUAAAGGUUUGAGACCGAUGUCUCACUCACUGACUGCUGGAAUGAACCUCGAACCCAAACGUCCUGAAGACGAGAACCACGUUGGACUCAAAGUGAACUGUAAGCCUUACAAGGAGAACUGGUUCUGCCCCGGUCUGUCUCUGCUGGGAGAGGCUGUGCUGGAUCAGGUUUUUAUUUUUCUAACCCGCCUUGAGCUUUCUAUCGUUGACAGUCAGGAAUGUAACGAAUGUUCGUGAUGUUACACCAAAGACGGAUGAAUGAUGUAACAGAUCUGAUCUGUGCUGCUGUUCAGUUUCUGGUUCCGACGUCAGCGCUUUCUAAAAACCCUGAAAGACGUCAAAGAGCUCAAAUGUUCGACACGUCCUCGCACAGAACACAACGCUGUAGGUUUCCUCCUAGUGAGCAUCAAUGCAUAUCUAACAGACAGACGCUCUACGGGGAACCAAGCCCCUACAUUUGGUGGCUUAAGUACAUUUAUUGGUUCCCCGAAGGUAAACACACAUCCUGGAAAACCUGGAAAUUUACAGACUAGUUGUUCAGGCAUGGAAACACUUGGAAUUUGAUUAAAAUGACAAGAUAUCCUGGAAAUAAUGUGUGUUGUCCUGGAACAUUUUAAUUUCAUCCUGUGCUGUGGACAAAUACUUUUUCACAGCAGCCAUUUUGACAUCGUGUAAACACCAAU